AUGGCAGAGAAGGAAGGAGGAAUCAUGAAGAAGGGCCACGAUGAAGGCAUGAAGAUGGCGAUCUCCCUUCUGCAGAAGUUUGAGCUCCCGCAGGGGCUCCUCCCGCUGGCAAAUGUGGUGGAGGUCGGGUAUGUGGAAGGGACGGGCUACAUGUGGAUAAUGCAGCAGAAGAAGGUGGAACACGAGUUCAAGAUGAUAAGCAAGCUCGUGAGCUACGACGUGGAGAUCUACGGCCACAUUGAGAAGGGCAAGAUCCGGAAGCUGAAGGGUGUCAAGGCUAAGGAGCUGAUGCUGUGGCCACCUGUGAGCGAGAUCACCGCCGACCCUGUCUCAGGCAAGGUCCACUUCAAGAGCCUCGCCGGCAUCACCAAGAGCUUUCCGACCGAGGCCUUUGCUUCCGGCCAGUGA
Messenger RNA from Punica granatum (pomegranate), 408 nucleotides. The record is from RefSeq and is a predicted model, not a curated record. Lineage: Eukaryota; Viridiplantae; Streptophyta; Magnoliopsida; Myrtales; Lythraceae.